AUGGCCAGGCAACCACAUAACAUAACCGCCCCCCCCCCCCCUCUCACCGUUCUUUCCCGAAUUGGGCGAUCGUACGUCCGGAUCGACCGUCAAGAACAUGCGUUCGCUUCGUCCAGGCGUGGCUACAAUUCAGCGGUGGUGCAGCACUACUACGUACGGAGAAGGUGUUGUUCCCCGGUCCCUGGGACGCGUGCUCCCAACUGUUCGGAAGACGCAUGCUGCGAUGUAUGCGAUGCGCGUUGUGCAGAUAGUCG
Molecule: messenger RNA, 254 nt
Organism: Colletotrichum abscissum
Lineage: Eukaryota; Fungi; Ascomycota; Sordariomycetes; Glomerellales; Glomerellaceae
Exons: 1
Source: RefSeq, a predicted model, not a curated record